This is a messenger RNA of Schizophyllum commune H4-8, 977 nucleotides long. RefSeq lists its product as uncharacterized. The transcript has a single exon. Bases 319 to 819 code for a protein of 166 amino acids. The record is from RefSeq and is a predicted model, not a curated record. NCBI's taxonomy places the organism in Eukaryota, Fungi, Basidiomycota, Agaricomycetes, Agaricales, Schizophyllaceae.
AUACAAAUAUACCGUCGCCUGGACCAGGAGGAUCCCUGAACUCAACGUAAAGGGACGCACGAAGAUCCCUCCCGCGAGCGAUGGCCAACGUUCGCCUGAGACCUACCCAGCGUCGUCUACCAAGUGUUUAAGCCUCCACGUUCACGACUGUUUCCUCCGACACGGCGCUUAAUCGCUCUCGGCUGUCGCGCAUGCGCAUCCAGAAGAACCCAGGAAGCAGCAACCGCCGACCGACGUUCGGCCGCAGGCUAUGGAUCGCCAGAUGACCGUCCACCCUAACGAACAUGAGCUCACCUCGUAACACUCCUUCCACGUCUCAUGAACGCCACAACCCGGCGUGGCAGGGGACCUCACGCCUCUAACGACGCCUCGGCGCUCUUCUACCACCUCAGUCGCGCGAUUGGGCGUAAUCCAGGCGACCCAUCGUUCCAAUUCAGUCGAUACAAGGACGUGAUACAACCCACUAUUGACGGAGGUAGCGCUUCGACUUCGUGGAGCCUCAAGAACCACUUUCAACGUACUCGCGAGGGCCAUAAAACGGUCUACUCUUACCCUACGUGCUAUUUCGCAAAAAGCACGCAGCCUAAGAGACCGCGAACGUUGUCGCAAUCGACCAGCAGGUCCCCAAGCACGCCCUUCCUACGACAAGCACGCCCUUCUUGCCGCAAACACGCCCUUCUGCCCGCAAGCACGCUCCUCCACUUACAACACCAGGCCCCUUCAUCUUGGUCUCGUGUGCCUCAGUUCGUGCACACGCCCUCACCUUACCGGUCUCGUGUACGCAUUGUCCCGGUCAUACUUCCGGCAGCACGGCGGUAGAAUCCGCCCCGAAAGAUUCCGCCGCAACCAUUUCUCCACUCUCCGCAUUCAACGUCGCAGAAAACCAAGCGCCGGAUCGUGCUGAUCGCAAGGAAACACGCAGCGGAAGUUGAGCACGUGCCAAGUUCGUAUUCCCGGGAAAAGCCGAACAACACACG